Molecule: messenger RNA, 2316 nt
Organism: Rotaria sp. Silwood1
Lineage: Eukaryota; Metazoa; Rotifera; Eurotatoria; Philodinida; Philodinidae
Source: the annotation of a GenBank genome assembly
AUGACACGUGUACAACAUAGCAACGCAAAACGAAGUCGUUUUUUAUGUAUUUUUUCGUAUUUUAUCAUUGGAUACACCUUGUUUAACACUAAAUUUAUUUUUAAACAUAUACAAUCAUCGAUAUGUUCGCCUAGAAAUCCUGAUGAUGAAACUAUUCAUCCCCAAGAUGAAUGGCAAUAUCAAAACAGUAUCACUGGUCAAUGGUAUCAUUGGACAACAACAUAUAAUAAACAAAAUAAACAUGUCGAAUGGCGUGUCAAGUGGUUAAAUGUUGCUCCAACAUCAUAUCUUGGUGUUAUUGUCUAUUUAACUACAACUAAUGAACUCAAUCCACUUAAGACAUCACUUACUCAAUUAUCUCGUUUAUUAUCAAAUAAUCCUCGACCUGUUGUCAUUUUUCAUGAGGGUGAUUUUGAUGCUGAUGAUAUUCAAAAAUCUUUAUCUAACAUAUUGGGUAAUCAUACUCCAUUAGGUUUUGAACGUAUUCGAUUUUCUGACAAUGCAAAUCGACCUCGGUCUGUUUUUCCUCGAUGGCCACUUAAGUAUUUUCAUAUGUGUCGGUUUUUUACUUUGAUGCUUCCAAAUCAUCCAUUAUUAACAUUAUUCACAUACUACUGGCGACUUGAUGCGCAUUCUUACAUAUUUGGACCGAAACCUAUUGAAGAUCCAUUCGAAAUUAUGCAAAAACGACACAUUCAAUAUGCUUUUAUCAUGGCUAAUGAAGACGAUGAUCAUUAUGCUGUUGGAUUAUGGUCAUUUUUUCAUGAAUUUCUCGAUAAUCAUUGUUUGAAACCUUCAAUAGCUCUUCGUCAAACACAAACCGGUUGGUUCGGUGGCUAUUCACUUGCGAUUAUUUUUACCAACUUUGCUAUUGCUAAUGUAUCUCUUUUUCGUGAUCAUUCAUUGAUACGAGCUUGGCUUCAUGCAGUUGAUCGUAAUGGUGGUAUUUAUCGUUAUCGAUGGGGUGAUGCACCGAUUCAUACAUUAGCUCUAACUCAAUUUCUUUCACAAAAUCAUAUUGUGCGUCUUAGAUAUUUUGGAUAUAUGCAUCGGCAUGAAUAUACUUGUGCUAGUAAUAUAGAAAGAGACUUAUGUAAAGCACAAGUAAAAUCGUUUUUAACACAGAAUGGCAUUCGAUAUUCCUAUUAUCAAGAUGGAUGUUUUCCAUCCACUCAAAAUCCAUUAUGUCAUUAUUAUCCAGAAAUUAAACUACAAUCAUCGAUAUGUUCGCCUAGAAAUCCUGAUGAUGAAACUAUUCAUCCCCAAGAUGAAUGGCAAUAUCAAAACAGUAUCACUGGUCAAUGGUAUCAUUGGACAACAUAUAAUAAACAAAAUAAUCAUGUCGAAUGGCGUGUCAAGUGGUUAAAUGUUGCUCCAACAUCAUAUCUUGGUGUUAUUGUCUAUUUAACAACAACUAAUGAACUCAAUCCACUUAAGACAUCACUUAUUCAAUUAUCUCGUUUAUUAUCAAAUAAUCCUCGACCUGUUGUCAUUUUUCAUGAAGGUGAUUUUGAUGCUGAUGAUAUUCAAAAAUCUUUAUCUAACAUAUUGGGUAAUCAUACUCCAUUAGGUUUUGAACGUAUUCGAUUUUCUAAUCAUUUGAUUCAACCACGACCUGUAGGUGAUCAUCGAUGGCCACUUAAAUAUACUGACAUGUGCCGCUUUUUUACUUUGAUGCUUCCAAAUCAUCCAUUAUUAACAUUAUUCACAUACUAUUGGCGACUUGAUGCACAUUCUUACAUAUUUGGACCGAAACCUAUUGAAGAUCCAUUCGAAAUUAUGCAAAAACGACAAAUUCAAUAUGCUUUUAUUAUGGCUAGUGAAGAAGCCGAUUAUUAUGCUGUUGGAUUAUGGUCAUUUUUUCAUGAAUUUCUCGAUAGCCAUUGUUUGAAACCUUCAAUAGCUCUUCGUCAAACACACACUGAUUUAUUUGGUAACUAUUCACUCUACAUUAUUUUUACCAAUUUCGCUAUUGCUAAUGUAUCUCUUUUUCGUGAUCAUUCAUUGAUACGAGCUUGGCUACAUGCAGUUGAUCGUAAUGGUGGUAUUUAUCGUUAUCGAUGGGGUGAUGCACCGAUUCAUACAUUAGCUCUAACUCAAUUCCUUUCACAGAAUCAUAUUGUACGUCUUAGAUAUUUUGGAUAUAUGCAUCAGCGUGAAUAUAUCUGUGCUGAUGGUAUAGAAGGUGAAGUAUGUAAAGCACAAGUAAAACCGUUUUUAGCACAGAAUGGCAUUGAAUAUCUCUAUUAUCAGGAUGGAUGUCAUCCAUCCCCUCGAAAUCCACUGUGUCAUUAUUAUCCAGAAAUUAAACUAUAA